GAAUCCUGUAUCCUGUCGUUUGUUUUUCUCCGUGUAGCAGAGUCAGGUUAGAUGGACACACAAAGGUGCAAAGAGGACAUGCAUGAAAGAGUCCACACAUUUGCAGCGGGACGAUAGAGAAAGAAUGAUCAUAUCUGAAGAAUGAACAGCCUCCAGCAGGAAGUGACAUCCACCCAGGAAACAGAGUUUUCCGGUUCAACCCCGAACACAGAGAAGAAGAUCAUCCACUUCUCCAGCGGUGAAACCCUGGAGGAGGAAGACAGUGAGGAGGAAGAGGAGCAGCCCUCAAACAGGCCUCAGAGAGAGCCCACAGAGAGGAAUCGCUUCUCAUUCAAGAAUGUGGCCGUUCUAGUUGGGAGGAUUUCACUGCUGACUUGUGAUUUCCUUGGAGAGCGACUUGCCGGUGCACUUGGACUGAAUGCAGCCAAAUACCAGUAUGCUAUAGAUCAAUAUCAGCGUGAUCACAAGAAACCGAGCAGCCAGGCCUCAGGCGGCCUCAUGGAGGGACAGGGGGAGAUGAUCCACCUCUCUCCUCCACUGGAUGGGAGUCAUUACGGAGCUACGGGAGACGCAGGAAGGCCGGCUGAUGUCCAGGGGAGCUGUGACGAGAAACGCAUGAGCAGGAAAGAUGGAUACCACAACAGAAGCUAUCAGGCAGAUGAGGAUCAUUUGAAGUAAAAGAAAGAGAAGCACAGAAGCAUUGAGAGUUGUUAAAGGAUGGUGGGACUGUUUGUGUAGUAAGGUAAUGUUACAACAAGAGAACGUGAAGGAUAAAAACACUGACACAGUGAA
This is a messenger RNA of Paralichthys olivaceus (Japanese flounder), 792 nucleotides long. Its product is annotated as protein FAM177B. NCBI's taxonomy places the organism in Eukaryota, Metazoa, Chordata, Actinopteri, Pleuronectiformes, Paralichthyidae. The record is from RefSeq and is a predicted model, not a curated record.